Molecule: messenger RNA, 240 nt
Organism: Aspergillus fijiensis CBS 313.89
Lineage: Eukaryota; Fungi; Ascomycota; Eurotiomycetes; Eurotiales; Aspergillaceae
Exons: 2
Coding region: 1-240 (79 amino acids)
Source: RefSeq, a predicted model, not a curated record
AUGACAAAACUCUUAAUGUCCCUUCCCUGGAAACGCCUAAUCCGCUUCCGCGCCAUUGACGGCCGCAUCUUGCGCCGGGAGCCCAUCCCGCCCGCAGAGCGCGAAAUGGACCUGGGACAGAACACCGAAGCCAAUCAACUACAAGCUCGAGUCCUCCAGGGUGAAGACACCCACGAUACAACGGGUGCAAUCAAGGUGAUGAACGAGAUUGUCAGGGUCCAACAGAUUUUCCCCCGCUAG